Messenger RNA from Pipistrellus nathusii (Nathusius's pipistrelle), 2148 nucleotides. Lineage: Eukaryota; Metazoa; Chordata; Mammalia; Chiroptera; Vespertilionidae. The record is from the annotation of a GenBank genome assembly.
AUGCUGGACACGAUGGAGGCGCCCGGCCACUCGAGGCAGCUGCUGCUGCAGCUCAACAACCAGCGCACCAAGGGCUUCUUGUGCGACGUGAUCAUCGUGGUGCAGAACGCCCUCUUCCGCGCGCACAAGAACGUGCUGGCGGCCAGCAGCGCCUACCUCAAGUCCCUGGUGGUGCACGACAACCUGCUCAACCUGGACCAUGACAUGGUGAGCCCGGCCGUGUUCCGCCUGGUGCUGGACUUCAUCUACACCGGCCGCCUGGCCGACGGCGCGGAGGCGGCGGCGGCGGCGGCGGUGGCUCCGGGGACCGAGCCGAGCCUGGGCGCCGUGCUGGCCGCCGCCAGCUACCUGCAGAUCCCCGACCUCGUGGCGCUGUGCAAGAAGCGCCUCAAACGCCACGGCAAGUACUGCCACCUGCGGGGCGGCGGCGGCGGCGGCGGCGGCUACGCGCCGUACGGGCGGCCGGGCCGGGGCCUGCGGGCCGCCACGCCCGUCAUCCAGGCGUGCUACUCGUCCCCGGCCGGGCCGCCGCCGCCGCCCAGCGCCGAGCCGCCGUCCGGCCCGGAGGCCGCAGUGAACACGCACUGUGCCGAGCUGUACGCCUCGGGCCCCGGCCCGGCCGCCGGCCUCUGCGCCCCGGAGCGCCGCUGCUCCCCGCUCUGCGGCCUGGACCUGUCCAAGAAGAGCCCGCCGGGCUCCGCGCCGCCGCCCGAGCGGCCUCCGGGCGAGCGCGAGCUGCCGCCGCGCCCGGACAGCCCUCCUAGCGCCGGCCCCGCCGCCUACAAGGAGCCGCCGCUCAUCCUGCCGCCGCUGCCGCCGCUGCCCUUCCAGAAGCUGGAGGAGGUCAUGCAGCCUCCGGACCCGUUCCGCGGCGGCAGCGCCAGCCCGGGACCCGAGCCCCCCGGCCGCCCGGACGGGCCCAGCCUCCUCUACCGCUGGAUGAAGCACGAGCCGGGCCUGGGCAGCUACGGCGAUGAGCUGGGCCGGGAGCGCGGCUCCCCGGGCGAGCGCUGCGAGGAGCGCGGCGGGGACCCGGCCGCCUCGCCCGGGGGGCCUCCGCUCGGCCUGGCGCCGCCGCCGCGCUACCCGGGCAGCCUGGACGGGCCCGGCGCGGGCGGCGACGGCGACGACUACAAAAGCAGCAGCGAGGAGACUGGCAGCAGCGAGGACCCCAGCCCGCCCGGCGGCCAUCUCGAGGGCUACCCGUGCCCCCACCUGGCUUACGGCGAGCCCGAGAGCUUCGGCGACAACCUGUACGUGUGCAUCCCGUGCGGCAAGGGCUUCCCCAGCUCCGAGCAGCUGAACGCGCACGUGGAGGCGCACGUGGAGGAGGAGGAGGCGCUCUACGGCCGGGCCGAGGCGGCCGAGGUGGCGGCGGGAGCCGCCGGCCUCGGGCCCCCUUUCGGAGGCGGUGGGGACAAGGUCGGCGGGGCUCCUGGCGGCCUGGGCGAGCUGCUGCGGCCGUACCGCUGCGCGUCGUGCGACAAGAGCUACAAGGACCCGGCCACGCUGCGGCAGCACGAGAAGACGCACUGGCUGACGCGGCCCUACCCGUGCACCAUCUGCGGGAAGAAGUUCACGCAGCGCGGGACCAUGACGCGCCACAUGCGCAGCCACCUGGGCCUCAAGCCCUUCGCGUGCGACGCGUGCGGCAUGCGCUUCACGCGCCAGUACCGCCUCACCGAGCACAUGCGCAUCCACUCGGGCGAGAAGCCCUACGAGUGCCAGGUGUGCGGCGGCAAGUUCGCCCAGCAGCGCAACCUCAUCAGCCACAUGAAGAUGCACGCCGUGGGGGGCGCGGCCGGCGCGGCGGGGGCGCUGGCGGGGCUCGGGGGGCUGCCCGGCGUCCCCGGCCCGGAUGGCAAAGGCAAGCUCGACUUCCCCGAGGGCGUCUUCGCCGUGGCCCGCCUCACGGCCGAACAGCUAAGCCUGAAGCAGCAGGACAAGGCGGCCGCGGCCGAGCUGCUGGCGCAGACCACGCACUUCCUGCACGACCCCAAGGUGGCGCUCGAGAGCCUCUACCCGCUGGCCAAGUUCACCGCGGAGCUGGGCCUCAGCCCGGACAAGGCGGCCGAGGUGCUGAGCCAGGGAGCGCACCUGGCGGCGGGGCCGGACGGCCGGACCAUCGACCGUUUCUCGCCCACCUAG